Messenger RNA from Elephantulus edwardii (Cape elephant shrew), 1195 nucleotides. It is a transcript of the gene SPI1, whose product is annotated as spleen focus forming virus (SFFV) proviral integration oncogene. Gene Ontology annotation, molecular function: DNA-binding transcription factor activity, RNA polymerase II-specific; sequence-specific DNA binding. Gene Ontology annotation, biological process: regulation of transcription by RNA polymerase II; cell differentiation. Gene Ontology annotation, cellular component: nucleus. Lineage: Eukaryota; Metazoa; Chordata; Mammalia; Macroscelidea; Macroscelididae. The record is from RefSeq and is a predicted model, not a curated record. The transcript has 5 exons. Bases 219 to 1034 code for a protein of 271 amino acids.
CUCCCAGUGGCAGGCCCUUCGAUAAAAUCAGGAACUUGUGCUGGCCCUUGCAAUGUCAAGGAAGGGGGCUCACCCAGGGCUCCUGGAGCACAGGGGGCAGGCCUGAACCCUGUGCCCGCCCCACGACCGUCCAGCCCCCGACGGGGCGCCCCAUCCCAAGGGGCUCUGCAGUGGCCCCCACCGAGGCAGGGGACCGGACUGGCUUGGAGCUCGGCUGGAUGUUACAAGCGUGCAAAAUGGAAGGGUUUCCCCUCGUUGCCCCUCAGCCGACAGAAGACCUGGUUCCCUAUGAAGCUGACCUGUACCAGCGCCCCACACACGACUACUACCCCUAUAUCAACAGCGAUGGGGAAAGCCACAGUGAUCACUAUUGGGACUUCCAUACUCACCACGUGCACAAUGAGUUCGAGAGCUUCACCGAGAACCACUUCACCGAGCUGCAGAGUGUGCAGCCCCCCCAGCUGCAGCAGCUCUACCGCCACAUGGAGCUGGAGCAGAUGCACGUCCUGGACACCCCCAUGGCACCGUCCCACGCCGGCCUCGGCCACCAGGUUUCCUACCUGCCCCGGAUGUGCCUACCCUACUCGUCCCUGUCCCCAGCCCAGCCCAGCACGGAUGAGGAGGAGGGUGAGCGGCACAGCCCGCCGCUGGAGGUGUCUGACGGGGAGGCCGAAGGCCUGGAACCAGGGCCUGGCCUCCUGCACGGGGAAACAGGCAGCAAGAAGAAGAUCCGCCUGUACCAGUUUCUACUGGACCUGCUCCGCAGCGGCGACAUGAAGGACAGCAUCUGGUGGGUGGACAAGGACAAGGGCACCUUCCAGUUCUCGUCCAAGCACAAGGAGGCGCUGGCGCACCGCUGGGGCAUCCAGAAGGGCAAUCGUAAGAAGAUGACCUACCAGAAGAUGGCCCGAGCCCUGCGCAACUAUGGCAAGACGGGCGAGGUGAAGAAGGUCAAGAAGAAGCUCACCUACCAGUUCAGCGGGGAGGUGCUGGGCCGCGGGGGCCUGGCCGAGCGCCGCCACCCACCCCACUGAGCCCACAGGCCCCAGGCCUCCCCGCCCAUAGCAUUAACCCUCGCCAGCCGGACACACAGGGACGCUGCGGGGCCAGAGGCAGGACUGUGGCGGGCCAGGCCUCGCCACCCCCCAUGCUCCUCUUCUCAGCCUCUAGGACCCGCUUCACCUCCCACCGGACU